UAACAGUAAACCUACAAUCGGUAAGUACCGAUAAAAUUCCCCUGUUUUUGUGGCUCAAUUGUAAACAAACUAUCUAAGGAAUAUAAUCAAAGUCCAAACGGCCAUGGAGUCGUCAAUAUGUCGUGUUUGCCUGGAGAACAACGCGAACAUGGUCAAUAUCUUUGGGGCGACCCAGAGAUCGGGGAUCUCCAUUGCGCAGAUUAUAUCCCAGUGGAGUGGCCAUCCAGUUGAGCAGGAGGAUCCCUUUCCCAACACCAUAUGUACCUUCUGCCUGGCGGAUGCGGAGAAUGCCUACGAGAUGGAGGAGGAGGUAUUGCACUGCGAGGACGAGAAGAUCACCCAUCACAAUGUUGUCCCAGCUAGGGAAGAAGGAGUUGAAAACAAUGCAGACUAUAAGAAUCCUAUCGAAGAUCAGAUCCCCAGCCAAGUCAAAAAAGAUCCCCUUGAGGAUGACGCAUUCUGGGAAGAAUAUUGCCAAAUUUCAGACUCGGAAUUCGAUUUACCCCAAGUGCUGGAGGAUAAUGCUCAAAGACAAAACUAUUGGGAUAAACAGGAUUGCGUGCCGAGCGAGAGUCCUUUUAAAUGUACCUAUUGUCCGAUGUAUUUUGCAAGUAAAUCGGAAUUUCAGACACAUUUGCAAGCACACAUAAACGAUCGACCGCACAUGUGUGACCUCUGCUCGAAGACUUUCGCAACGAAGCAAGUCCUCAAGGUCCAUAAGCGAAUCCACACUGGAGAACGACCGUUUAAUUGUCACCAUUGCACAAUGAGCUUUACAACCAAUUCAAAUCUUAAGCGACACCUGCGAGCGUACACAAAAAAACAACAACUUAACUGCCCUUAUUGUUCACUUAUUUUUAAAAAGAAUGGAUUUCUUCAGCGCCAUUUGAAGUCACACCAUCAAAAAGGACAGUUUGUUCAAAUAAAAUAAUAAAAUAAAACAAAUAAAUAUAAUUAUAAACAGAAUUAUGUUAAU
This is a messenger RNA of Drosophila gunungcola (fruit fly), 976 nucleotides long. Its product is annotated as zinc finger protein 177. Gene Ontology annotation, cellular component: nucleus. Bases 104 to 931 code for a protein of 275 amino acids. NCBI's taxonomy places the organism in Eukaryota, Metazoa, Arthropoda, Insecta, Diptera, Drosophilidae. Gene Ontology annotation, molecular function: DNA-binding transcription factor activity, RNA polymerase II-specific; RNA polymerase II cis-regulatory region sequence-specific DNA binding; zinc ion binding. The transcript is spliced from 2 exons. Gene Ontology annotation, biological process: regulation of DNA-templated transcription. The record is from RefSeq and is a predicted model, not a curated record.